AUGCUGCCGGCACAGGUCCUCGGCGGCGCCGAGGGUCUCUUGGACCUGCCAUCUCAGGUCCUGCAGGACAUCAUCACCCGCCUGCCAGACCCAGCCGCCCUCUCCGCCACCAGCCGGGCGGCGCAGCGGCUGUGCGGCCAGUCUGACCUGGCGUGGUUUGCAGCGCGCCACCGAAUUGCGGCGCCGGGGCGGCCAUGGCAGUACGCCGCGCUCACAUGGCGCCAGCUGCGGCGGCAGUCAGAGGAGGGCAUUGCCCUGUGGUUGCUGCGCUAUGCCCGCUUUCAACAACAGCAGCAGCAGCAGCAGCAGCAGCAACAGCAACAGCAGCAGCUUGGCGCAGAGCCAGACGUCGCAGCUGCCGAGGCGUGCCUGCUGUUGGACAACGAUGCACUCGGCGCGCUGCUUGCAUUAUGCGGCCCCAUGGCCCCGCUACUGCUGUUGCCCUAUGCAGCACAGGGCAGCGUCGCGUCGCUGCUGCGACGCUGGUCGGUGCAGCGCCUGCUGUGCCCAUCCGCCGGCUUUGACCUGGGCGGCGGCGCGCGGCGGGUGCCUCAGAAGGCCCAAAUUUUAGCUGCCGCCAAGUCAGCCCUGCUGGUAGGGCGCUGGCUGACAGCAAAGUGGUUGUGCAGUCUGCUGCCCAGUUUCCCCUCGCACCUUGAGGGUGUGGCGGCGCUGCAGGAGCUGGCCGUCCGCCGCUGCCCAGCCCACGUCGUGAAGGCCUCGCUGGUCUGUGGGCUGCGCUGCGAGCCUGCGGCCCUGCGCCGCGCCUUCAGAGAACGCGGGGACACCGCCGACGCGCCAGAUGUGUUCGCGCUGUGCCACCAGCAGCUGGCUGCCAGCCUCAUGGUUACACAAUAUCAGGACAUGGUGGAAGCAGGCACAAAGUUUUCACACCGUGAAUUGAGCGCCACGACGGGCUGGCAGGCCGCCGUGCAGCUGUGCCUGUGGGGCGUGCCCGCCGGGCCGAGGCCGGCGCUGUGCCAUGUGGGCGUGCAGGAGAAGCUUCUCGAUCUCGCGACCAGCGACUAUCCAGCUGUAGUCCCGCGAGUUGGGGAGCUGAUCGCGGGCACAGCCGUGGCGGCGGCGGCUGCAGGUAAGCCGUUUCUGCUUAACCAGAUCCUGAUGCGCCUGCCGGAUUGGCUGGCGGCGCGCGGCAAGGGCUUCCAGCACGCGCAGGCGCUGGCGCACGCGGUCUGCCGCCUCACCAGCGACGACGGCGCCGGCUCCACUGGCUGGGGCGACCCCGAAAGCUGGGACGAGGGCCUUCCCCCGCUGGCGUCCGCGGCGCUGUUCGCUGCUCUUGACAAAAUAUGGGCGGCAGCACGGCGAGGCGGCAUCCAAAUGAGGCUGCUGCAGGCGGUGGUGGCGGCAGCAGCUCCCUCGUCAGGGGCCGCCCCACACCCUAUGACGAUGUCGAUGGCCGGACGCGCGUGGCUGGUGCCUCACCUGGCGCGUGCCGGCCUGCGGCUUGGCGUGCUCGACGCCCAGCCUUCUUUCAAGGCGCUGCGCCGCCAGCUGGCAGGGUGCAGCUUUGGCGGCGUGGGGCCUCAUGACUGCGGGCCAAAGGGCGCGUGGGGCGGGGUCUUUGAAGAGGAGGUGGAUAACAUGGCUUAUGCCUACUGUGAAGGCAGCACGAACGCCGACAGCUGGCGCCUGAACCUUCCACGCGCCGACCGGCUGCAGCUGGCCGUCAUGCGCUCUGUGCGGCACGGCUGGGCCUCUGAUGUCGUCCAUGCGCUGGACGAGCAGUGGGACACCCAGAGCCAGGCACUUGACGCGCUGCAGGCGGCAGCGCUGGCAGAAGCGGAUGCGUUGGAAGACGAGGCGCCGCCCGAUGGCGCCGACGACCCUGACUUGGACGAUGAGCACCCUGC
Molecule: messenger RNA, 1874 nt
Organism: Monoraphidium neglectum
Lineage: Eukaryota; Viridiplantae; Chlorophyta; Chlorophyceae; Sphaeropleales; Selenastraceae
Exons: 2
Source: RefSeq, a predicted model, not a curated record